AUGCAUCAAAGAAAGUAUGCUUUGGAACUUAUAGAUGAGGUUGGGAUGUCAGCAGCUAAGCCUGUAGGUACCCCUAUUAAUGUUAAUGUUAAACUAACCUCAAAACAUUAUGAUGAACAUGAGAAAAUACAUGGGGCUCUAGAAGAUCCUUUAGUAGAUCAGACAAUAUAUCAAAGGUUAAUUGGAAAACUGUUGUAUCUGAACAUGACAAGACCAGACUUGUCUUUCAGCACACAGAACCUGAGCCAGUUCUUACAACAACCAAAGAAAUCCCACAUGGAUGCAGCCUUAAGAAUAGUGAGAUAUCUGAAAAAACAGUCUGGACCGGGGUUAUUGUUUUCUAGAUCUUCUGAUGAAAUAGUCACUGCAUUUUGUGAUGCAAAUUGGGCAUCUUGUCCACUUACCAGAAGAUCAGUAAUAGGUUAUGUGGUUAAAAUAGGUAACUCCUUGGUGUCAUGGAAGCCAAAGAAGCAAACUAUAGUGUCCAAGAGCUCAGCUGAAGCUGAAUACAGAUGCCUUGCAUCCACUGUUUCAGAGUUAAUUUGA
Messenger RNA from Solanum stenotomum, 546 nucleotides. RefSeq lists its product as uncharacterized. The coding region runs from base 1 to 546 and encodes 181 amino acids. The record is from RefSeq and is a predicted model, not a curated record. NCBI's taxonomy places the organism in Eukaryota, Viridiplantae, Streptophyta, Magnoliopsida, Solanales, Solanaceae. The transcript has a single exon.